Molecule: messenger RNA, 1404 nt
Organism: Mytilus trossulus (common blue mussel)
Lineage: Eukaryota; Metazoa; Mollusca; Bivalvia; Mytilida; Mytilidae
Exons: 1
Coding region: 1-1404 (467 amino acids)
Molecular function (GO): zinc ion binding
Source: RefSeq, a predicted model, not a curated record
AUGGCAGCUACCCAGCACCUCUGUGACAUCUGUGACCAACGACAUGUUACCAAAUCGUCCACAUUCUGGUGUCCUGAGUGUGAACAAGCAUUUUGUGACGAUUGUAACGCUUACCACGGAUUUUCAAAAUUGUCUAAACAUCACGUGACUGUAUCGAUUCAGGACCAUUUGGUGCUGACUUCGUCUAUUUCACAAACCAGUAAUACGUGCAUGGACCAUAAUGAACAAUACCAAAUGGUUUGCCAAUCUCAAGAUGAACUUCUCUGUCUUAAAUGUAUUGAGAAACAUGAUGGAUGCAAAGGUAUAAUACCCCUAAAUAAGGUUAUAGAAGACGUGAAAAAGUCGUCACUUUUCCAGGAAACACAACACAGUUUGAAAGAUAUAAAUGGUAAUAUAAAAGCUCUGCGGAGUGAACUUAAUAAACAACAAAGAAGUAUCAAUCAGCAAGAAGAGACAAUAAUUGCCCAGAUCAGCGACACCAGGAACAAGAUAAAUGCCCACUUAGAUAAGUUGGAAAAGAAGAUCAGAAAUGAAGUUGCUGAUGUAACAGCAAAAUUGAAUUAUGAUAAGAACCAAACACUUCAGAUCCUAGAAAGCAAGAAUGGUAACACUACAAAUGCUGAACAACAAAUAAAGGAUCUUGAAAUGUACGCGACCGACAUUCAAACGUACUUAGGAUUUCGGCAUAUCUCGGCAGAAGCUGCUGCUACCGAGUCGUACUUGAAGUCGAUUGUUGGAGAUAAUAGCAUCGAUGAAAUAACUUUACUGUUCAAAAUCGAUAUCAAAAUGGACAAUAUAAUCGAUGAUGUCCCCGUAUUUGGGUCGAUAAAGGCACAGAAGUCGCCAUUUCAAUUUCCCUUCGUCACAUACAAAAACAAGCAAGCUCAACUAGUAGGAACUAGACUAAAAUCUAUCGCUGACAUCAAACUAAGGCUUGUGAAAACUAUUGAAACAGAACUUUUCGACAUUAAAGGCAUCGUUGUUCUUCCAAGCGGAAACAUUGCCUUAACUGAUUACAGUAGCGGAAAUAUAGUCGUAUUCAGUAUCGAUUGGAAAAGACUUAGUACAGGCUCUUUCAAAUCGGCUUUUCCAGUAGAUGUUACAUAUAUUGAUCAUAAAACUGUAGUUGCAACGUCAAGUACAAAAACAAGCAAAGGUGUAAAUAUCAUAUAUAUUGAUUCAGAGGAAGUAAUAAAGUUCAUUCCAACAAACCCUCUGUGCCAUGGAAUAACACACCACAAUGAUGGGUCAUUGGUCUUUGUGCAUCUGCCAUGGGUAUAUUCAAAAUUAAACCUCAGGACGGAACAAGUUUUGCGAUUGUUACGUCUGAAUUACCUUCAUGGUCAUAUAUUGAAAUGUUUGAUAAUAAAAUCUAUUAUACAAACCAACAAACUGAAUCCGUGA